Molecule: messenger RNA, 1485 nt
Organism: Lethenteron reissneri (Far Eastern brook lamprey)
Lineage: Eukaryota; Metazoa; Chordata; Hyperoartia; Petromyzontiformes; Petromyzontidae
Product: tumor protein p73-like
Biological process (GO): regulation of transcription by RNA polymerase II; apoptotic process; protein tetramerization
Cellular component (GO): nucleus
Molecular function (GO): RNA polymerase II cis-regulatory region sequence-specific DNA binding; protein binding; DNA-binding transcription factor activity, RNA polymerase II-specific
Source: RefSeq, a predicted model, not a curated record
CUGUAGCUACAGCUGUUGCUGCUGCUGUUGCUGCUGCUGCUACUACAGCAGCUGCUGCUGUAGCUACAGCUGUUACUGCUGCUGCUGCUGUUGCUGCUGCUGCUGCUGCUGCUGCUGCUGCUACUACAGCUGCUGCUGCGUUGCCUGCCGACAGCAGCGACCUGUUGUGAGCAUUGCGAGCCCCGCUGCCGUGAAGUUGCGGGGAAAGUAUCUGAAGUCGCGAAAGCUUCAAAUCUCCAAGAUAUCAAAAUGGACGAGCGGCGCAUGCAUCAGGACGAUGAGGAGCGGCAACAGCAGCAGCAGCAGUCUCCAAACAAUCGGAAGGCUCCUUCACGCACCAGGCAGAAUGCAGCUUAGUCUGUGCGACAGUAUCCUCCUGCCUUGGCAGAGGCAGCAACCCAGACUUGUCAGUCUCCACAGGCUCAGUCAGUUAAGCACACCCCACCAGUGCCUAAGGUGUCUUCUGGCAGCAGUCAGCGACCGAGUGGAGAGGCGGCUUCUGAUACGAACUCCCAAGGCUGCGUGAAAGUGGUGUACGACAUGCUGAUGACUGCAAGCAACUGUGGCAGCAAUUGGCCAUCCGACCAAGAAGACAUAUUUCGCCUCCUGGUGCACGGGAGAGAACAUUUUGAAAUAUUAAAGAAAAUCAAGGAAAACCUGGAGCUGAUCCGAACGCUGCCCACGGAUGCCAAUGUGUUGCGCAACCUGCAGCAACAACAAUACGUGACGGAAUUGCGUGGCAGGCCGUCCAACCUCAGCCGACACGGCAGCGAGUGUUCACAGGAAGUCUUGGUCGGCAGCCAGGGACCCUCCAGUGCUGGCGAAGGUUCCUCAUCAGGCGUUGUACAGGAUGUUGUGACGGGUGAAGCGAGUGGAUCCAAUGGUCCCCCACGGCCACCGGACGGAGACAACCCACGGGCCCGGCUUGGAACCCUGCCGGACAGCGGCAAGCCUGGCAACGCUCUUUACAACUUCCUGAAACAAAUAGACUGCUUGGAGUUUUUGGAGAAUUUCACUUCGCGUGGAUUGUCGAGUGUCCAACAGCUGAUGAACGUUACUCUACAGGACUUGGAUGAACUGAGAGUCCCAGAAGCCAAAAAGCGACUGCUGCUGAGUGGAAUCGAAGAGCAUCAUCGUGUGUCGACCACGAUCUCCAGCGAGACAACGCUGCAGCGCUCGUCCAGUGAAGAGACAGUCCACCUCAGCUCCGAGGACGACGACGAUGACGGCAUCGACACCAAGGACGGCAUCCGUGCCAAAGUGUUCCCAGCGCUGCGGCCCUCUGGCAGGAAUCUGUCCUCUGUCGGCAAUCGGUAUCGCAAAAGCAGCAUUGCCAAAUACAAUUUGCGAGCGUACGCUCGCCAAGCCGUUGACUUUCCUCGUGCUGGCAGCUGGGGAGGCAGUAGCAGCCUGGAGGUGCCCAGGAGCAAGAUGCCAAAAUUGUCUUCAUGCUCUGACAUCGAAGAAGAGGAGGGGCUGGAGUGA